This is a messenger RNA of Ochlerotatus camptorhynchus, 1346 nucleotides long. Its product is annotated as solute carrier family 66 member 3-like. The coding region runs from base 304 to 942 and encodes 212 amino acids. Lineage: Eukaryota; Metazoa; Arthropoda; Insecta; Diptera; Culicidae. The record is from RefSeq and is a predicted model, not a curated record. The transcript has 4 exons.
AAUUUUUUUUAUCUGCCAGCUGCGUUGGCAGAGUGUGCCCUUGAGUAGAGUGAAAAAUUCUACCGGCGGUGGCAUGAAAAUUCACUAGUCAGUAAUACUUUUUCUAGCCACGCGACUACAUUUUCCUGUCUGAUUGAUGGUAUUAUUUUGAAUCAUCGGCGCGCGUGGCUGAACGUAAUCGAGGAAGAGCCUAUGAUGCUGAGUUGCUAGUCGAUUUUAAACUGCAAAGAUAACUUGACCGAUUCUCCUGAACAUAGUUUUGAGUCGUUUCGGUCCCAUUACAUAACCAAAGACCGCCAAGAAAUGGAUCUUCUAGACGAUCGAGGCAUCCUGUACGUUAUAGCGGACUUAUUGUCCUUGAUUACCAUAGCGUCCUGCUUGGUGUCGAAAGUACCGCAGAUUCAAACGGUACACCAGUUGCGGUCCGCAACAGGAUUAUCGUUGAAUGGACUAUUGAUGGAACUGUGCAGCUACACUGUGACGAUGUUGUACAACUUUACGAAUGGGUAUGCUUUCUUGUCUUACAUGGAGUAUCCUAUCCUUUUGGUUCAGGAAUACGUACUAGUGUAUGUGGUUCUCAAAUAUAAAAAUAUGCUGAACAAACCUGCUUACAUUUGGAGUGGUGUUUACGUGGCGGUAUUUUCUGCCUUUGCCAUCGGAGUUCUUCCCAGUAGUUUGAUUAUGAUGCUUGUGCCUUUGACGACCCCGGUGGGUGCCACUAGUAAAGUCAUGCAACUAGUCGCAAUUCUAAAAUCCAAGGAUUCGCAGUCGGUUAGCCUCAUAACCUGGGCCCUAUCGGCAUUUACCAAUUCAACUCGCAUUUAUACCAUUCUGCUGGAUUCGGCAGACAAGAUGUUGCUGGCCAACUUUGGAAUCUCGACCAUUCUGAGUACUUCCGUCCUCCUGGCUGCAUGGUACUACAAGAAACCAAAGCAGGAAUAAUAGCAUUAACGACAAUAGCUGCUUGCUGCUACGUCACACUUUGCUUCCGUUAUUCUAUCAACAACCUACGACGAGACAAUGCAGCACAAGCGAAGAUUCAACGUCAUCGGCGAUAAUUACGACACCGCGCCACCGUCGAGCGUAUAGCCAAUAUUAACAACAUUUAUAACACUGAUAACACGCGACCCGCCAACCUAGGACGCAAUCUGCACAUACUUUUGUUUACUAUUAUUAGAAGGAAGACAAGUUUUAAUGGCAUUGAGUUCGAUCUAGUCCUGAUAAGUGUGGAACAUAGUUGCACAUAUUAGAAACAUUUCUUGCACAAGCAGUUUCGAUCUAAUAAAACGAUACUCACAGUUUAAGCAAACGAUAAAAGACAAAUAAAAUAGUGAUUGUUCAAUUUA